Messenger RNA from Mytilus californianus (California mussel), 492 nucleotides. RefSeq lists its product as uncharacterized. The coding region runs from base 1 to 492 and encodes 163 amino acids. The record is from RefSeq and is a predicted model, not a curated record. The transcript is spliced from 3 exons. NCBI's taxonomy places the organism in Eukaryota, Metazoa, Mollusca, Bivalvia, Mytilida, Mytilidae.
AUGAUUCAAAGAAAGACAGACAACAAUAGGACUGAAAGGAAGACAGAUAACAUCAUUAGUCAAAGAAAGACAGAUAACACUAUGAAUCAAAGACAGACAGAUUACACAAUCAAACACCAGGAGUCAAAGAAAAAAGAUAACAACAUGAGUCAAAGAAAGACAGACAACAAUAGGACUGAAAGGAAGACAGAUAACACUAUGAAUCAAAAACAGACAGAUUACACUAUCAUCAAUGAAAGACAGAUAACACCAGGAGUCAAAGAAAAAAUAGAUAACAACAUGAGUCAAAGAAAGACAGAUAACACCAUAAGUCAAAGAAAGACAGAUAACACUAUAAGUCAUAGAAAGACAGAUAACACCAUAGGUCAAAGAAAGACAGAUAACACCAUAAGUCAAAGAAAGACAGAUAACACCAUAGGUCAAAGAAAGACAGAUAACACCAUAGGACAAAGAAAGACAGAUAACAACUAUGAGUUAAAAAACGACAGAUAA